This is a messenger RNA of Coregonus sp. 'balchen', 9490 nucleotides long. Lineage: Eukaryota; Metazoa; Chordata; Actinopteri; Salmoniformes; Salmonidae. The record is from the annotation of a GenBank genome assembly.
AGAAAAGUGCUCAACGCCCGUCAAUUUCGGAAGAUUAAUGGAGUGCAUUUCUUCAUUUCUCAUUGCAGACACUCUGUUGGAACUCAUAGAAAGACAGUAAAGAAAAGUAAUACAAACCAGCAGAACAAAAGUGGAUGCUUAUUUCUACAGUGGUGAGAGUGGACUUCUCAAGACUUCUCAACUUGAGACAGUUUUGCUCGUCAAGAAGGCUGCAUAGACUGACUAUAAUAUUCAACUAAAUAAAUCAAUAUAUUUGGUACCUUCCUGGACUUGGAUGAGCUUCCUGAUGAGAGAUCCAGUCAUACAAGGAACGAGUAUGGCAUACCAUCCGUUUUUACCUCACCGGGGUCCGGAAUUUGCCAUGAGUGCAAUGUUGGGUCACCAUCCUCCAUUUUUCCCGGCCCUGGCGCUACCUCACAACGGCUCCCUCUCGCUCCCGAGCGCCCUGGGGAAGCCUAUCAUGGACCAGCUGAUGGGCGCCGCGGACUCCGGCCUCCACUUCUCCUCGCUGGGGCACCAGGCAGCCGCAGCCCAUCUGAGGCCUCUGAAGACUCUGGAGCCUGAAGAAGAGGUCGAAGAUGACCCAAAAGUUCACCUGGAAGCGAAGGAACUUUGGGAAACUUUCCACAAGCGAGGCACUGAAAUGGUUAUCACGAAAUCCGGAAGGUGAGCGCAACUUUUAUGUAUUCGAAUAUGGCAUAUUUGUGUUCUGCAGUCGAAAUACAUCAGUCUACAUCUUGUUAUUAUGAAGAUCAUUCUGAUCAUCAAUACGCUGGCAUUCCUCUCGAGUGAAUUGAUUUAUUGAUGGGUGCUUGGAACUGGACCUCCGCGAAUGGUGGCCAACAUUUUGAUUUCAAACUAGGGUCAUUUCUCGUGGUUACAGGCUGGCUAUGUGUGUAAAUCAGUUGAAUAGAAUAGCCUAACUUUGUCCUAUCGACAGAAUCUGUAUGGCCAGAUUGCAUGGUCAUGUAAUCUCAACACGAGAUAAAAUAAAACCCAACCCAAACUAUAAAAUAUACAACACAUAAGGCUGUAACACUUUAACUUCUAAUGACACAAUAAAACUGUGAGCAAUUCUAAAAUGUAGGCUACAAAACAAUUUAUCGAAGUUUGUAGACGUAAAGUCAGCCCACAAUAUUAGCCUAUAAAACGGAAACAUGCAGGCCUAGGCCUAGAUGUUAUUAUAAAAAAGUGUAAUAACAAAUGUUAUUAACACAACAAACGAAUAGAAUGCGGUACAAAUACAGUUACACAUUGCAUGCUGUACAUAUUAUGCGUUUUUAAAUUAUUUGUAGGCGGCAGAUAUUUGUGGGUGUUUUGUUUUCUCGCACAGGACUCUGUUAGAUUAAUAAUUUCUGCAUGGACUAAAUCGUAUGGCUGACGCAUAUACGUAUAGGCCUACAACUAAAUGUAAAAUGUGUAAUAAUUUAGUAUUCGCAGUGUUACAUUUUCAUUAUCAUAAUCAGUAUACUAGCAAUGUAAAGAUGGCUGCUCCAUAUGUGUGUAUGAACAUAGGCUAACAAUAUUCAGUCACUGUGUAAGGUAGGCCAGUCCACUGUUUUUAAGUGAUUUUCUUAUUCCAUUUCACAGGCGAAUGUUCCCUCCGUUCAAAGUGAGAUGCACUGGCUUGGACAAGAAAGCAAAGUACAUUCUGUUGAUGGAUAUUGUUGCAGCCGAUGACUGCAGGUAUAAAUUUCACAACUCGCGUUGGAUGGUGGCAGGGAAGGCCGACCCCGAAAUGCCAAAGAGGAUGUACAUUCACCCGGACAGUCCAGCUACUGGCGAGCAGUGGAUGUCAAAAGUCGUCAAUUUUCACAAACUCAAGCUGACGAAUAACAUAUCCGACAAGCAUGGAUUUGUAAGUUCAUCUAAUGUAUGUUUAUUUUCUUAUUUGCAUGCUUAUCGACAUUUUUGGCAUGUAUUAUAGUUAUCAUGAUUGUUAUUAGUAUUAUCAGAGGUAUUAUUAGUAGUUGCCUAAUAUUAAUAAGCCCAUUAACGUUGCAUCUCUGUGGCCAUAUGGAGCCGAGGGCUGAAAAGGCUUCACCAAAAUAUGCAGGCCUAAUUUCAAUUGAAUAGGUUUGUGUCCAUAAUGAAUUAGGUUUUAAUAUUUUCACUGCAACAUGUUUCCCAAACUUUUAUAUAUAAUGUCAAGCAAUGUGGUAAUCUACUGCUCAGGCCUAUAUACAUGUAUUGAACAUUUUUGGUAAAUGCAUUGUUGGUGAGAGAAAUUCAGGAGAAUAUUCUAAUACAGCCAUUGCGUCAAGUAGGCUAGGCCUGAACUACGAUUGAGUAGGCUACAUCAAAUGGCUAAUCUUCAUCAAAAGACAGAAAUCAGUGUGUGCUUAUCUUUUUUUAAAUCCAGAAUUCUUUCCUGUUCCAGACCAUCCUGAACUCCAUGCACAAAUAUCAGCCCAGAUUUCACAUCGUGAGAGCCAACGACAUUCUCAAACUCCCAUAUAGCACGUUCAGGACUUACGUUUUCCCUGAAACGGAUUUCAUUGCCGUAACUGCUUAUCAAAAUGACAAGGUAGGCAGAAUCACAUUUUAUUCGUUUAUUUUCAUGAAAUAGUUGUAUAUUUAUUUUGCAUCCAUUUUUUAUCAAAUAGUUUAUAUAGCCAAUGCUAGCACUGCGCCAUUUGCCGUCAUAAAAUAUGAAAGAUGUCAUAUUUAUUUAAUCUUGUUUGAGUGUUGGGCCUACAAGCUAUCGUGUUAGAUACAUGUAAACGUCAUCUCAUGCCGUGUUUCCUACUAAAGCAAAUGGGUCAGAAUUCUCAGGAAUGUAUGUAAUACAUAAUACUUCAUUAUAUUUAAUCACAUGGAAAGGAUUUGGCAACGACCCAGACUGUGUGUGUGUGUGUGUGUGUGUGUGUUUGCGAGACAGUGAGAGAGGCAAGGGGGAGGGGGAGUGUGAGAAAGAGAAAGAGAGGGGGAACAGAAUGUGCAGUUACUCAGAGAAAAUAGCAUUUUGAUUUUAACAGGCUGCGCUGGUGGUAACAUUUAAUUCCACAUGUGAUACACCGCUAAUCAAAAUCAUCUCUCAUGUUGGCUCUUUGAUAUAAGGGAGAAAUGUUAGCUAAGUGUUACCUCUGGGCACUUGGGUCAAGCAAAAAUGCAGUUAAUGUUUGGCAGCCACAUGAGUUGAGGAAUAUUGUCAAUCCUGCCAAAAUGUGCACGUGGGAGGGGUAGAAGGCGAGAGGAAGUGAGUGGGGGGGAAAUAAUGUCCUCUAAGAGGUUGCCAUUCAGUAUGCAUUGCAGAUGGGUGUGUGUGGGUGUGUGUGUGUGUGUGUGUGUGUGUGUGUGUGUGUGUGUGUGUGUGUGUGUAUGGGUGGGUGGGUGGGUGGGUGGGUGUGUGUAUGGAUGGGUGGGUGUGUGUGUGUGUGUGUGUGUGUGUGUAUGGGUGUGUGGGUGUGUGUGUGUAAAUUAAAAAUGGUCUCUUAUAGCAUCAGACCGUUAGCUCGUCACUAGUUUGAGAAUCAAUUAUCAACGAAUUUCCAACCAUUCAGAUGGUGGCUCAAUUAUGCAAUUUUUACAAAAAUAUUGCACUGAGAUGCGGCAACAAUUAGGCUUUCUAUGAUUUGAAGGUUAACUGUUGAACUAUGAGAAUAGAAAUCGAGGAUAAAUGUUACUCAAUUUACUUCCCCGAAAACUUUCCCACCUCUACGAACAUUUAUAUUUCUUUCAGAUUACACAAUUGAAAAUCGACCAUAAUCCUUUUGCCAAAGGAUUCCGUGACACUGGCAAUGGCAGACGAGAGAAAAGGUAAGGAGAAGUAGUAAACUAUUCCCUAACUGCGCAACUAACAUUUUACGAUUUCUGUUGUCUGAUUUUAUAGACACGAAGGCUGACAGUGAUUUUAGUGAAUUCCAAAAUGCGGUACGACUGUCCAGGGGAAUAAUUUUAUGACAACCCCUUCAAUCUAAAAUGAUACUAUGUAGUUCACGUUUUAUUAAUGAGUUGGCUGGCAGAGGUAAUAGACAUAGCUUAUCAUGUUGUAUUUACACUGUUAUGGUUCUCCGAGUGCAGAGAUCGAAAGAGCAAAAUACAAUUUUGAAACGCCCACUCUAGAAAUAGUGUGGAGUUAUUGAUAGUUAACUCUUCAAAAGCUUUUCUUGACCUCUUUGACAACAGUAUACAAGAAAAUGGUUUGGGCUGUGGGUUAUUAGUUGUGCAGUGGGUUUGAAUAGAUUGAUUUCUUCGAACAGACAUAUGUUGAUUGAUAAAAUGUUUCUGGAUAAUCUGCACUCAAAAUGAAUUGCAGGCCUGUGAAUUUGCCUAAACGCAAAGACUGUACAUGGCAAUCCGUGUCCUAAGCCUUGAAUAAAUUAUCCGUUGUCUUAUAGAUCGUUUUUUACAAAAUAAUAGUAGUGAUGACCAAUAACCUGUGUGCCUAAUGUAGGAAACAGCUGGCCCUGCAGUCAAUUCGCUCAUACGAGGAGCAGCAGAAAAAGGAGAACGGGACGUCGGACGACUCCUCCGGCGAGCAGGCCUCAUUAAAGUGUUUCGGCCAGGCCUCGUCUCCCGCAGUGUCUACCGUGGGGCCUCCCAACCUGAAAGGUAAUGGAGCCCACCGCCUCUGCUUGGGUUAAGAUUCAGAACUAGGCCUACACUUUCCGCACCUCACAGACCCACGUAAAAUAGACACCUACAGUAGCCUAUGCUUGUAAAAAAAAAAAUAGUGGGAGGUGAAAUAUUUUCCAAUGAGUAGGCCUAUGCAACAUUUUGGAUUUAGUUUGAAUUCAGUUGAAUGUCUUUGGAUAUCAGUAGGCUUACUGUGUUGAAUAAUUGCACGACAAAUUAUAUAAUUUUAUCCAACACCAACAAUAACAUACAAACUAUGUAGCCUAACUUUUAUGUAGGCUCAUUCUUGUAAUUCACAUUCACACGAUGGGUCUCUCGUGCUAAGAAUUUAGCAAUGAAAUUAAUCAUACAUCUGCCAGAAUUAUAUACUGGAUAUAGUUUUAUUUUUAUAAAAUAAAAUAAACUUUCGAGAUGUAGGCCUAGUCACGAAUGUCAGUUAUCUGAAUGACAAAAAUCGUUAGAAUUGUGAAAACACACCAUCGGUUAAAAUGAGGCCAAUUUGAAGGACAUGAUCAUAUGCUAAAGGUUAAUUUAAAAAUGAAAAUAAAUCAGUAUCCUAUGGAUUUCAAUGUAGCCCAAUACAUUAUGGAAUAAGUAUUAGGCACUAGCCUACGUAGCCUAUAGCAUUAGGCCUACCUAGCACGAUUAGCCGGACAGUGUCCUACAGAUAAUUACAUUUACAUUUUAGUCAUUUAGCAGACGCUCUUAUCCAGAGCGAUUUACAGUCAGUGAGUGCGUACAUUUUCAUACUGGCCCCCCGUGGGAAACGAACCCACAACCCUGGCGUUGCAAGCGCCAUGCUCUACCAACUGAGCUACAAUUACAGCUCAUUACAGCUCAUUACAGCGCAAACUAUGAUCCUCCAAAAGAACAUGGAUUAAAAACGAGGCAUAUUUGUUUAUAUGAGAUAUCAUUUUGACCUAUACUGAUUAUAUAUCUUGUUGUAAAUUAUUGUUAUUUUAUUUUAUUUUAUUAAUAUGGCAUCGAAAGUCAGGAAGAAAUUAAAUAAAGUAGGCUAUAUGAGAAUGUAGGCUAUCUGAAGAAUAAAACUCAAAACUAAAUUAAUCCUGAUUAACUUUGAUCAUCAUUUAUCAUGUAUCACUAACUUUUGACUCAUUCCUGAUAGAUUUCUGCGAGAGUGAUGAAGACAGCGACGAUGAAAGCAAUGGCAACCUAAAGGAUGGGCCGGACUCCAGUAAGAUCUCAACCACCACGGAGGAUGGGAAGGAUCAUGAGGCAAGCCUGACUAAAGGCCAUCAAUUUAGUGGCAGUGAUUCUACCGGCCGGUCUCGGGAAAGCGCCCCGAGGACUGAGAAGAGCCAAGCGGACUCACGACAGAGCCCCAUCACCGUGAUCUCCAGCACCACUCGGUCUGGAGAAGACUUCAAGAGUCCAAGCCGGGACCAGCCCAAAGCGGACGAGUGCAGGUCUAUAAGCAAGGAGAGCUACAUGCCUUUGACUGUUCAAACUGACAGCAGUCCGCACUUAAGCCAGAGUCACAUGCAUAAUUUUGGAUUUCAACCGGGUUUCGCGGGACAGCAGUUUUUCAAUCACUUAGGGGGCGCGCAUCCCUUUCUUUUGCACCCCAGUCAGUUCAACAUGGGAGGCGCGUUCUCGAAUAUGGCCGCGGGCAUGGGUCCCUUACUGGCAGCCGUGUCCUCCGGAGGGGUUAGUACCAUGGACACGGCCAGUAUGGCGUCACCUUCGCAAAGCCUGACGGGAGCUCAUGGACUGCCUUUUCAUCUGCAGCAACAUGUCUUGGCAUCACAGGUAAAACCUGUUUUAUUACCACCAGCAGUACAGUAAUGCCUGUGUAAAACACAUGUUAUGUGCUCCAGAGUUUUUCGUUAAAUUUUGACGAAUAUACUGGACAAUGUAGCCUAUGUCAUCUUAGGUGUCCUUGUCCCCAUUACUUUAUGUGUAAAUGUCAACAUGGUGUAGAAGAAAAAUAGUAUAAUUUCCACUUCGUUUUAAUAGCCUAGUUUAUUCGUUAUAGUGAUAAACAUCACAACAGGGGCGAGCAUAGCCUAUUGUAGAAAAUUGUGUUAUAGCCUAAAUAAUAACCAAAUGUGUUUUAUAGGGACUCAAGUUUAUUUGGAUUUUAGGAAGGUGUGGAUAUUAUUUGUCUCAAUUGUUUACAGCAUAUGUUGGGAUUUAGGCAGAGACCACCUAAGCAUUACAACAAUAGUUUUAGGCUAGUGUUGAUGUGAACUCAUUAAUUAAGUAUGUGUUUUAGAGGAACAUGGCGAAUGAGAUGUGCUUAGUGCUUCACUGGUUCGGGGAGGGAAAACAACUUCUCCUAAAUACAUAACAGAUUUGCUGUUUCCAUCUACUUUCAAAACACAUGUGUUGCAGAAAUAGUUCCUUUUAAAUUGCUAUUUUAUGUAGGCCUAGUUAAUGAGCAGCAUCAUAUAUAAAGAAUGUUUAUUUGCAUCAACAAUACAUGAACUAUUUGCAAAGCUACAUAAAACACGAUAUCACAUAGUGGUGGGUCUAGAUAUCACGUAACACACAAAAAAACUAAAUAUUUUGUCAAUUUGAUUCUCGGAAGGUUUUCAUCGUUUUACGCGUCGAUAGCUUUAUAUAUUGCAUAUUUUCAGGCUAAAUUCAAGAAAAUGUAUUGGUAAUCAGUUUACACCCCUCUAUGUCAACACCACCGUUGUAUAAAAUCAGUAUAAAGUCAGUACGCAUGGCCACAGAAAAGCAUAAUCAUGAAAAUCGCUUUAUGAGAAAAGUGAAAGUAGGCCUACACAGCCUUCAAAACAUUUCCCGUGAAGCUCAUGUGUCUGGAUUCAUUAUUCACACUCACUCACUACAUGACCUCAUUUCAAGAUAUAGGCCUACAUAGACAGUGGUCAAGUACAUUGUGAACAAUUUAAGUGUAGCCAAUUUUCUCUGUUUUGCUGUGUUAUUAUGGUGAGUAAAAGCUAGCGUCUGUUAAAUGACUAUUGUGCAUAGUUCUCUUCAUAUCCUUCCCCUCCUCUCUCCCCAGGGCCUGGCCAUGUCUCCAUUUGGGGGCCUGUUCCCUUACCCAUACACGUACAUGGCAGCAGCCGCGGCAGCCUCCUCCGCAGCCGCCUCCUCUGUCCACCGACACCCUUUCCUGAACGCAGUGCGCCCCCGCCUCAGGUACAGCCCUUACUCCAUCCCUAUGAGCGUUCCGGACAGCACUCUGCUCACCACAGCCAUCCCCUCCAUGGCGAGCAGCGCCGCCGAGAUGAAAGGGGACGGCAUUGCGACGAGCCCCGUCUCCGCCACCCUGGACUCCACCUCGGAGGUCACCAGCCGGUCGUCCACCAUAUCGUCCGGCUCGGUCUCCCUGUCCCCAAAAACUUGCUCUGGGAAAGAUUCCAUUAACGAGUUGCAGAGCAUUCAGCGUUUAGUCAGCGGACUUGAUUCCAUACAGGACAGGUCACGAAGCGUGUCCCCAUAGAUUCUAAUGUUGUUGUUGUUGUUGUUGUUGUGAUGAUCAUAAAAGGACGAUGAGGAUGAGUACGACGACACCCUUCUAGCGAAUGCGGGUUUAGAAAACUGACCUAUUGAACAGUUUAGAUUUUGAAAUGCACUUUGGUUAAAUACACAUCUCAUAUGUAUAUUUCUCUUUUGUUAAAUUAAACAACACUUUUGAAUUUUUCCUGUUAUUUGAAUACCAUACAAGUAUUGAAACUGAAAGGUUGGCAUGGAUAAUACUCACAGAUCUAUGAUAAAUUGCUGCUGUGUGAUGUCCUACGUAUACGUUUGUUUUAUGUCUAGUUACUGAGGUAACGAAAUUUGUUUGAUUUAAUGUGCACUCUGAAUUGGUUAUAAUUAUUUGAAUUCACUUCCCUUUAUCUUAUAAAGACUGCUGUGUUUGAUGUAUUAACUGCAUACCUAUUUGAAGCAUAUCAUUAUGCUUAUGGAGGUAGGUGACACUUUGCAUGCCCUACAAAACGCUACAUGUCUCUUUUAUGACUGUCUGUUUGUUGUUAUGAUUUAUUUUCACGACCAAAUUCAAAUGAUACGAAUAAGGAUAAAGAAAUGCUUCAGGCUGAUCUUAAAACCAAUCUGGAGGAAAAAACGUUUCAAUCCCUCCCUUUUUUUCUAAGGAAUCAAUCAAUUGGUCUUCGGUUAUUGGUUUUACAAACGAAUUUCUCUGUAGGCCUAUGUCAAUUUAUAAACGCAGGAUUAUCCUACGGAAAUCCAUUUACUGGCACUUGUUUGAAGUAGGCCAAAACAGAACCGAGGUUAUAAGCUUCAUGUGCGAGUGGUUGAGACUGUCCUAAAAUCGCAUGCCGAAUCCAACAUAAGUAUUCAACUGGCAAAGGGAAUCUGAAAUACAAUUGAAAAGGUAAUAUUGAUUAUAAAUGUAAAUAGUGAUAUAUACAAAUAUUUAUGUAAUUAUUUCAUAUUGAUAUUGAUAUUGCGUGUAAAUACAACGGAGUAGUUUGAUUUUAGGGAUCUGUCCUUAAUUUAUUGUCGAUACCUGUAUAAAGAUAGUUCGUGGUCUUUUAUCCUUGUUUUGCCAUCUGCAUUGUAUAUCGCCCUGAAUACGGAUUUACCUGUACCCCAAAUAUCCACAGAGCUAGUUAUUUUAGCGGACACACUCAUGUGCCAUUGUACCUUUAGCCUACCUGUUGUCUCUGUGUGUUAAGUGUUACUGUCCCGACGAAUGACAGCGAGAGCACACUGCACCAACAGCUUUCUGAAAAGAAAUAAACAUUCGUCUAGGUGUGUGUCAAAAUGGACGAAUUUUCUGUUUAAAAAUACAUUGCAGCCUGAUAGUAAAAGUGCUGCAUCUUAUUGAAAUAUGAAGGUUCCUUUUGUGUUUAUAAAGUUGUCAUUGGGUUAUGUUGUAUUCGAUUUUUGUCUAGUUUACAACAUCAACGAUGUGUUCUUGAAAGUGUCAAUAAAAUAUUAAAAUGCAGUCUCCAUA